ACCAAACACUUGUCAACUUGGUCAAACUUGCCUAAGGUAAAGUGUGGCAAAGUGUGGCUAGCAACCAAACAGCCCCUCCGUCCGCCACCCACGCCACCAUGUUUCCGUCUCCCUAUAUGUCUGCCAGCCCGCCACCCAUGUUUCCGUCUCCGUAUAUGUCUGCCAGCCUGUUUCUGUCUCUGUAUGUCUGCUCGGACAAGGGUAUGCGAUGACAGAGGCAGGCCCCGUGCUCUCCAUGUGCAUGGCGUUUGCCAAGGAGCCGUUGCCGGUGAAGUCCGAUGCCUGCGGCACGGUGGUGAGGAACGCCGAGCUCAAGAUCAUGGACCUGGACACCGGGCUGUCCCUCCCCCGCAACCAGCCCAAUGAGAUUUGCAUCAGGGGCAAGCAGUUGAUGAAAGUGCCGCCGCUGCGUCGGCACGUUCGCUCGUCUCCCCAUAUCGUCGAUGCGUCGGCCUAAGGUGGCGGCUCUGUUCAAUGGCCACGGUGCCACACGUGAGCAAUGAAGACGAGGCAAGGGAUGGUUUGGCACGGAGCAUGGCUUGGAGCAGCAGGAGCCAAGCGGGUACACCGGCUUCGACUAGCGAGGUGAAGAAGUGAAGGUUCAACAGACUACUCAAACUAAAGACGCAAUUUGUAUUGCGGUGGAGUUGGAACCCAAAUAUGCAUCUCUCUCUUCUCAACCCAAUUCUCUCCCACAGCAACGAUGGUGGCAGCGAGCACUGACCGCCAACGAGCCUAGCACCGCGAGGCGAGCUCCAUCGGACCUCCAUCGAACCAGCGGUGAACUCCAUCGGGCGAACUCUGCACACGAGCGUUGCAUCACGAGGGCGACCUCCGUCAACGGGUCCACGAGCGUCCGUGAGGGCGUCCGGGAGUUCCACUCGCGUCCUCUGACGGGCAGCCGCGAGAUCCGCUCGAGCUCGGCAUUUGCUCGAGGUGGAGGCACUCCUCGUGGUGGCUCACGAGCUCGGCCUCGGUGACCUUCAGGGGCGGGGCGGCGACGCAGGACGCCUUGCACGUGGCGGCCUUGGAUGGCGCCAACGCAGAUGCAGUGAUGGCGGUGGCCUCAGCCUUGGCGAGGCAGCUGGCAGCGUGGCGUGGGGUUGGUCUACGCAUGCUGGUCGUGACGGGUGGGGACGAUGGAAUCCGCCGACCGUGUAGCUCCAUGCUCGGGGACUGUUCUUUUGUCUUCCCUGUUGGAGAGGUAUCUUCUAUUGGAGAUAGUCUAAGACAGGGCAGGGUGGCGUCACUUCACCUUCGACUACACUCCCUUAUGUAAAAUCAAGGGUAUGCUUUUAGUUCUGCCUUCCAUUUCUGAUCAAUCCUGUGAGGAAAGUAGCAUGCAAUGUUGAAUUUCUUUCUCAUUCCUGAAUGUGCACAUGGUAACUCCAAAAACAUAAUAUGUAUUGAAAGAUUUGCUAACAUGGCUAUGUGGGCAGAUGAUCACAUGUAGGAAGCACAGAUAAGAGAGUGAAAUGCACAACGGCUCAUAAAAUCAUCUUGGCAACGAGAAGGCUGAGGGAAAGGAUAAGAUGCAGGAAAACACAGAGGAGCAGGGUCUCGUGAGGGAAGAUAACGUUUCAUCGAUCAGCCAUGCAGAGGAGCGCAGAGUUUUGGAGGAAGAACUUGGCUGGGCUAGACUGGAGCGGCAGAAAAUCCUCGCCCUUUCUGCGGAGGCUGAUGAUGCAAUCUGGCAUCUGGCCUCACUGGCACGAAGGAGGAUGCAAGAAAGGGACGAGGCCAGGAACCAAGCGAGGAUGCUGCUCGCGGACCUGCAGGCAAGAAACGCCCGCAUGGUGGCGGCGCUUCCGGGAACGCCGUGCUCCAGAGUUGCACGGCCUGAUGCGUUCGCUGCCACCGGCUACAGGCACAACCAGGCUCUUCCUCCGGAGUUGAGGCCUCUCGGCGGUACGAUGGUGCAGGGGCAGCGUGCCCGUGCAGGAACUGGCUACUGCGCUGCUGCGCCGUCCAGCGGCUUCGGCCACAGGAGGAACAUCAUCGGCUCGUCUCUGGACGCCUACGCUGUUCAGCCGUCUCUACAUGAUGGCUUCGCUUCCACGAGCCAGGAUCACUUCGAUCCUGACAUGUUCCUGGUCGACGUCGCGGAAUCGCCGCAAGAUGUCGUUCCAGUUCCGGCCACUGCAGAGUCCUGCCAGGGGAGAAGCUCCGGCUCCGGCACUUAUGGUCAUAUUUAAGCCUUGUUUUGUUCGCAAAAAUUUUCAAGAUUUUCCGUCACAUCGAAUCUUUGGUUGCAUGCAUGGAGCAUUAAAUAUAGACAAA
Molecule: messenger RNA, 2280 nt
Organism: Sorghum bicolor (sorghum)
Lineage: Eukaryota; Viridiplantae; Streptophyta; Magnoliopsida; Poales; Poaceae
Product: probable 4-coumarate--CoA ligase 5
Exons: 8
Coding region: 1533-2195 (220 amino acids)
Molecular function (GO): CoA-ligase activity
Source: RefSeq, a predicted model, not a curated record